Molecule: messenger RNA, 2187 nt
Organism: Marmota flaviventris (yellow-bellied marmot)
Lineage: Eukaryota; Metazoa; Chordata; Mammalia; Rodentia; Sciuridae
Source: RefSeq, a predicted model, not a curated record
UUUGUUUCUAGUCAGUUUAAAUAUUGUCCCAUGUGAUUUUCUUUUUAACACAGGGUUGUUGGGAGCCGCUCUGGAAACAUGCCCUGAAGUCCUGAGCAAGAGAAACUGAACACUUUUUGCCGCCCACAGUAACUUGGGCUCUGCCUCAGCUCAGGUCUUGCUCCACAGAAUCAAGAAGAAUGGAGGAGAAGAAUGAAGGGAGAAGGAAGAACUCCUAGAGUGUUACCAUUUCUAAGGAACCUUAAACUGGAUGCCAAGGUUUCUGAACAUAGUGAAUGACUCCAGGGCUGUAGUAGAAGAGAUAUAAAAUUUAGAAUCCUGUUAUCCAUCAUCUCCUGGGUAUAGAGGAAAAUGAUUGAGCCUCAGGAAUUGGUGACAUUGGAAGAUGUGGUUGUGAAUUUCACCUUGGAGGAGUGGCAGCUCCUGGAUCCUUCUCAGAAGAAUCUGUACCAGGAUGUGAUGUUGGAAAAUUAUAAUAAUCUGGUCUCAGUAGGGUUUCAAAAUAUCAAACCACAUGCACUCUCCAAUUUGGAGCAAGGAGAAGAACUGUGGAUGAUAGAAGAUGAAGUCCAGAAUGGACCAUGUUCAGAAAUCGGGAAAGUUGAUGGCCACCUGCAGGAGUACUCUCAAACCCAAAGAUUCCUGAAGAGUAUGCAUCAAUGCAGUGAUCAGAAUGCAUUUAAAAAUAUCACUCAUUUCAGCAAAACACAUUUUAUUCUACUGCAAAAUCACGAUACAAUUUUGAAAUCAAGAUUAGGUUUAGUUAACCAGAAGAGAAGACAUGAAAUAAAUAACCCUGUUGGUUUUAAUGAAGGUGAGAAAAUCUACCUACACGAUAAAGAUGAACAUACAUUUACUGAAAUGAAACUCGCUGAAAGUACAAAAUGCAUAGGUAUUAAAUGUCAAGCGUUCAAACAUCAGAAGACUCAAAAAAUUGAGAAACCCCUUGCAUACACUGAAGGUGAGAAAACCUUCACCAGAAAGUCUCUGCUCCCUUAUCAUGGGAGCAUUCAUACAGGAGAGAAACCUGGGAGUGGUCAAGGUGAGAAAUCAUCCAGAAGUGUCCUAACCACUAAGCAUCAGAGGACUCAUGUAGGAGACCUUCCUUGUGUACUCAGCGAGUCCAGGAAGGGUCCUGCUGUGAAGAGCAGCCUCACUGUCAGUGAGCAGUCCCAGACAGGAGAGAAAUCCUAUCUGUGCAGUGAGUGUGGAAAGGGCUUUACAAUGAAGCGCUAUCUAAUUGCUCAUCAUCGAACUCACAGUGGAGAGAAACCUUUUGUAUGCAGUGAAUGUGGAAAAGGCUUCACUGUGAAGAGCAAUCUCAUCGUCCACCAGCGAACUCACACAGGGGAGAAACCCUAUAUAUGCAGUGAAUGUGGAAAAGGCUUCAUCAUGAGGCGCUAUCUAGUUGUGCAUCAGCGAAUUCACACUGGAGAGAAACCCUAUGUUUGUAAUGAAUGUGGAAAAGGCUUUACUGUGAAGAGCAAUCUCAUUGUGCAUCAGAGAUCUCAUACAGGGGAAAAAUCCUACAUAUGCAGUGAGUGUGGAAAAGGCUUCACUGUGAAACGCACUCUCAUCAUACAUCAGCGGACUCACACAGGAGAAAAAUCCUAUAUAUGCAGUGAGUGUGGAAAAGCCUUCACCACCAAGCGCACUCUUGUUAUACACCAGCGAACUCAUACAGGAGAGAAACCCUAUGAAUGCAAUGAAUGUGGUAAAGCCUUCAGCCAGAAGAUAUGCCUCAUACAACAUGAGAGAUGUCACACAGGAAAGACUCCCUUUGUAUGUACUGAGUGUGGGAAAUCCUAUUCACACAAAUAUGGCCUCAUUACCCAUCAGCGAAUUCACACAGGAGAGAAGCCCUAUCAGUGCAGUGAAUGUGGGAAAGCCUUCACUACAAAGUCGGUGCUCAAUGUACACCGAAGAACUCAUACUGGAGAGAGGCCCUACGGAUGCAGUGAUUGUGAGAAAGCCUUCUCCCACUUGUCGAACCUUGUUAAACACAAGAAAAUGCACACCAGAGAAACGGAUCGAUUCAUUCAAGUUGAAAAUUCUUUUAAUAGAGAGUCACAGCACAUCACUUAGGAGUGAACUCAUGCAUCCCCAAAACACUGUGCAGGGUGGAAAUGUCUUCUGUGGCAACUCAGACUUCACUAAACAUCCGUGUCUCUGGCCGAUUGGAAUGUA